AUGUCUCUUCCAGGCCUCGAGCUGACACAGCCGUCGGAGGAAAGGCAGCAGGUUACUGCGCCUCCGUCGCAGAUCACCUUGAAUCCCAAUUGCGAAUGGCGCUUUGAGGUCGCUUUCGGACAUAUCAUUAAGGUCAAGCUCCUCCACGGAACCGCCGAGCUCUUUGGCACAGAGCUCGCCGAGUCGCAAACAUAUACCUUCUCCGGAACAAAGGCCGCAAUCUUCACAUGGCACGGCUGCACCUUAGAAGUCAGCGCAGCCGAAACAGCGUCAACAACCUCAGAUGGCGUAACACCAACAAUGGGCCAUGGCGCAGGCGGCUGCCAGAGCGAAUACACAGCAGAGGAAACACCCAUGAUGGAAUAUGCCAACGUCCACUUUGCGCUGGAGACAAUGCGCGAGGAAGCACAGUCAAUCGGCAAAGAUGGACCCCGCGUGCUCCUCCUGGGCCCAGAGAACGCCGGAAAAACCAGUGUGGCGAAGAUCUUGACAGCGUAUGCGACCAAGGUCGGUCGUCAGCCGCUGGUGGUCAAUCUCGAUCCGACAGAGGGCAUGCUCGGCGUCCCUGGUACCCUCACCGCGACUGCGUUCCGCACAAUCCUGGACGUCGAAGAUGGCUGGGGAAGUAGUCCCAUGUCCGGUCCCAGUCCAGUGCCUGUGAAGCUUCCCCUCGUGUACAGCUACCCACUGCAGAACCCGCUAGACGGUGAGGGCGCCGUCUACCGACCGAUCGUGUCGCGCCUUGCACUAUCUGUCACUGGCCGGAUGGCCGAAGAUGAAGAUGCGCGCGAAACUGGAAUUAUCGUCGACACGCCUGGAAUCCUGGGAUCGGAUAAGCCUGGCAGCAUGGAGCUGAUCAACCAUAUCGUGACGGAAUUUGCAAUCGACACUAUCCUCGUUCUGGGUUCGGAAAGGCUGUACAGCACUGUCGCCAAGCAAUACGAUAACAAGCCCAGUUCCAGCGCGACGGCCGCUGCAUUCGACGAACACAUCUCCGUUGUCAAAUUGACCAAAUCUGGUGGCUGUGCUGACCGCGACGCUGCCUUCCGUAAGGCCACGCGCGAGUCCCAGAUUCGUACUUAUUUCUUCGGCAAUAAUAUCCCUUCUUCUACGUCUGCAUCGACUGCGCUCUCUCUUUCCGCUUCUUCCUCUUCUGCUGUUACUCUCUCCCCGCAUGCACAGCAACUCGAUUUCGCCUCUCUCCCUGUUUACAGCUACACCGUUACCUCAAUCGAUGAUGAGGAUGAAGACGACUACGACCCCUCCCAGCUCGCAAUGGGUGACUCUUUUCUCCCCGGUGGUGGCGCCGAGGACCUCCAAGAGACAAAGCAAGACCCUGACCGCGCUGCCCCAUUACCGGGUGUCGUGGGCUCAUUCUCUGAACCCUCUGGUGGGACGAAUGUUUCCACCGCCGCCCAAAACAGCGGCAGCAAUGUCCCACUGAAGAAAGUCCUACCACCAGCCCCCUCCGCGCUCGCGAAUACCCUCCUCGCCAUCACCCAUGCUCCCACCACCGCAUCCCCCGCCGAAGUCCGCGACGCUAGCAUCAUGGGCUUCUUAUAUGUUGCCGAUGUCGACGCUGACAAGGGCAAAAUCCGUGUACUUGCGCCUGUUGGCGGGAGAAUGCCCCCGCGAGCUAUCAUCUGGGCGAAGCGUUGGCCUGGGGAGUUAGUUGGGUUGGUCGGUUAG
Molecule: messenger RNA, 1689 nt
Organism: Penicillium canescens
Lineage: Eukaryota; Fungi; Ascomycota; Eurotiomycetes; Eurotiales; Aspergillaceae
Product: cleavage polyadenylation factor subunit CLP1
Exons: 2
Coding region: 1-1689 (562 amino acids)
Biological process (GO): tRNA splicing, via endonucleolytic cleavage and ligation
Cellular component (GO): nucleus; mRNA cleavage factor complex
Molecular function (GO): polynucleotide 5'-hydroxyl-kinase activity
Source: RefSeq, a predicted model, not a curated record